UACCUUAACAGGGCAGGGUUAGUUUCAGUUUCAGAAAUUCAAGAAUUGAAUUUGACUUCUAGGCUAGGACUAGGAAAAUGUAGCUCUACGGGAGCGUAGGCUAUCAUUUGAAGGCGACUUGGGAGGACUUUAACAUUUUGGGCCCGUGGCGGCACAGGAAUAAAGGAAGGACACUUUUGAGUACGAGCGAGGGAGGUGCUGCGGUUGCGAAGUCAUAGCCAUAGCGUAAAUCGGAAAUGCUAAACGUAUGGUCGAGGUAAAAAUGGAUCACCACGAAGAGGAACACUAAUUGAAAGUUAAGGCAACAGUAUCAACGUGAAAAAUAGGUCAUAACCCUCCCAUGCUGUACAAGAAAGCCCAGACAGUAAUAGAGCAUGGACCAGGCCUUUCCCAGCCUCCAGACCCCAGCCACUGGUCCAUUUGAACCCAACACAGGAGAGCUCCAGCUCCGGGUGGACUUCUUCAGAAAGUUGGGCUACUCCCCCAUGGAGGUUCGGUCCGCCCUGCUUAAGCUAGGCCUGAGUACAGACACUAACUCUGUACUGGGGGAGCUGGUCCGCAGUGGAGCCAGCACUAGUACUUCUAACUCAACCAUCCCUGAGAGUGGUGACGAUACUACUGGCCCCACAAGCCACACAGGCUCCAGCAUGGCCUCCUCUAGGACCCAUGGCCCCAAGAGAGACAGACCAGUCCCAUUACUGGAAGACAGGCGGGACACAGACAGUGAACUGAAACCUAUCGUUAUUGACGGCAGCAAUGUGGCCAUGAGUCAUGGUAACAAACAAGUGUUCUCCUGUAGGGGAAUUGAGUUGGCAGUGAUCUAUUUCCUGGAUAGAGGUCACUCAACGGUCAUUGUGUUUGUGCCCUCAUGGCGCAAGGAGCAGCCCAGGCCUGAUGUCCCCAUCACAGACCAACACAUUCUAAUGGAGCUAGAGAAGAAGAAGAUAGUCGUCUUCACUCCCUCGAGACGCGUCGGUGGUAAACGGGUGGUCUGCUAUGACGAUCGUUUUAUUGUGAAGCAUGCCUACGAGUCGGACGGCGUGAUCGUGUCCAACGACACCUAUAGGGACCUGCAGGGAGAGCGUCCGGAGUGGAAGCGUUGUAUCGAGGAGAGACUGCUUAUGUACUCUUUCGUCAAUGACAAAUUCAUGCCCCCAGAUGACCCGCUUGGUCGUCAUGGUCCCAGUCUGGAGAACUUCCUUCGGAAGAAGCCUCUGCUGCCAGAACACAAGCGCCAACUCUGUCCUUAUGGUAAAAAGUGCACCUACGGCGUGAAGUGUAAGUUCUACCACCCUGAGCGCACUCACCAAUCCCACUCCUCGUUGGCUGACGAACUCAGGGAGAAGGCAAGGUUCUCCUCUGAAAAAGAGGACCGGAAUCCCAUGAUGUCACACCUGAGGGGCCCCCAGGCCGACCCGGGACCCUUUCCCUCCUAUUCUCUGGAGAAUGACCUGGAGCACAGGUUGACGUUAGAGCACCGCGGUUCCCUGAGGGAUGGUCCCAAGAGCCAGGUAACUGAGAACAUGUUGCUAUACUGGGAUGGGCCACGCUCCAGUAGGAACCAGCAGGCCCGCAGCCCCACAGCAGUAGGCCAAGGACAGAUGGACUGGCCCAGUAUGCUCUCCCCCUCCACUACUACUGACCUCCCCUAUGCCAGCAUCUCCCAUGAGUGCCUGGACUCUGGUUUUGGCUCCUAUGAGAGCCAAAGCCAGUACUCGGAUGUGUCCCAAGGCCACAGCAAGGUCUUCAGGCCCAUGCAGCAGCAGGGCUUCCCAUCUGGUUCCAGACAUCCAGGCAUACAUCCAGAGAGGCAGGCCCAGGACAGCCCUCAGCCCUGCAGGUGUUUCCAUUUGGCUCCCUCCUCAGGUCCCCAGCAGCAGCACCACAGCAACCCACACCUCGAGUCCCACUCCCAAUCCCAGCUGAGGUAUGACACCUACUCGCCUCCUCUGUUCCCACCCAACAUGCACCACUAUAGCCUCCCCUGCAACUUCCAGCAAGACGGUGUGGGGGCACACCAUUUCCACCCCCAUCAGCACCCCCAGAAGUACUGGUCAGACCCCUUCCAUGGCGGGGUCCCCCAGGCUAGGGCAUCCUGUAGCCUCCCCCCUGGCCACCACCCUACCCCGCAUGGAGCCCCCCACUCAUGCUCCUCUUACAGGGAUCAGCAGGACUCCUGGGCCCAGCCACCUCCACCUUCUGCCUUUGACACAGAGAGAGAGGAGCUCCGUAAGAAACUGCAGGCCAUUUUCAACCCCCACCAGGUGGAUACGGUCAUGGAGAUGUUCCCUCACCUGAUGGACGCCCAGAAGCUGGCCGCAGAGAUCCUCAACCUCAAAUCUCAGAGAGUUGCCUUCUGAUGCCUCUAAGCAUCUUGUCUAAGGGGUUGAUUCAGGGUUGAAAUAAGCUUGCACAACUCUUAACUUCCACGUAAAUCAUUCAUUGAUGUCAAUGGAAUACUUGGGUGAAAAUGUGCCUUGGGUAAUUCUCUUGCUCUUUUCCUUUAAUUUACUCUAACGGUUUGAACUGUUUUGAAUGUGAAAGGGCAACAUUUUGCUGUUGAUGUUGUCCUUCCUUCGCGAUCAUGUGUUUGCAUAGCUUAUGUGAAAUCCAUGACAGGUAGUGUGUUCACAGUUUGGGAGAAGUGUGGAGAAUCGGCAUGAAUCCCCUGUCGUGUUUAACUGGAUUAUUUGAGAUUUUGACUUAUUGAAGUUGUAUACAUUUAUAACAGUGUAGUCAAAUCUUGCCUUUAGACUCAGUACCACGGCAAAAGUGAAUCUAGAGCGUUUGACUGUUGAUGCAUAUUGUAUCAUCAUUUGGGAUAUACGGUAUGUGAUCUCUCGUUUGUCCGAAAUUCAGCUCUCAUGCAAUAAGAAAUAAUUGUCUAAAAUAAUGUCCUUGUCUAAAAUGUCACCUUUUUACUGUUUUUUUAUUAUAUUGUGGUUCUGAUGGCCAUAAUGUAUUUCCUGUCUCAUAGACAAAUAUUCGGUUUUCCAUCUCUUUAUGCAGUGUGGAAUGCAAUGGUAUACCUUUUUCUGUGUAUAAAGCUACGCCCAAAGAGCCCCAACCACUAUACAGUAUCCUUUUAACCAAGAGUAUAUGUGGAAGAAGCUGCCAAAGAACUGAAUGAAUGUUUUAGAAGCACUUUGUCAUCCAAAUGUUCUAAUUCCCUCAUAGACCAGAAUGUGACUUUUUCAGCAAGAUUGAUGGAUAAAAAUGUGUGUACUGUAAUAUGGCUUGUGAGGGUCUCUUGUAUCACCAAAGACUGGGUAAAUCCAAUAGAUCUUUUGAAGUAACUGUCCAGUGUUUCCCGAUUUCUAUGAAAUGUUUUAAGUGGGUUAAAAAGCAGCUUUUCUGUGUUGGAAUGGUGUGGGCGUACCCCAACAGAAUGGUGUGGCGU
Oncorhynchus masou masou (cherry salmon) is the source of this 3400-nucleotide messenger RNA. Its product is annotated as ribonuclease ZC3H12A-like. Gene Ontology annotation, molecular function: metal ion binding; mRNA binding; RNA endonuclease activity. Lineage: Eukaryota; Metazoa; Chordata; Actinopteri; Salmoniformes; Salmonidae. Gene Ontology annotation, biological process: 3'-UTR-mediated mRNA destabilization. The record is from RefSeq and is a predicted model, not a curated record. Bases 375 to 2360 code for a protein of 661 amino acids. The transcript has 6 exons. Gene Ontology annotation, cellular component: nucleus; cytoplasmic ribonucleoprotein granule.